This is a messenger RNA of Humulus lupulus (European hop), 1590 nucleotides long. Its product is annotated as 7-deoxyloganetin glucosyltransferase-like. The coding region runs from base 13 to 1458 and encodes 481 amino acids. The transcript has 2 exons. Lineage: Eukaryota; Viridiplantae; Streptophyta; Magnoliopsida; Rosales; Cannabaceae. The record is from RefSeq and is a predicted model, not a curated record. Gene Ontology annotation, molecular function: UDP-glycosyltransferase activity.
CAAAAGCCAAUAAUGUCUAAGCCUCAUGCGGUGUGCAUUCCAUUCCCGGCGCAAGGCCAUAUAAACCCUAUGAUGAAACUGGCCAAGCUUCUACACCACAGAGGCUUCCACAUAACCUUCGUAAACACCCACUUCAACCACAACCGUCUCCUCAAAUCCAGAGGCCCUCACUCCCUCGACGGCCCGCCCGAUUUUCGCUUCGAAUCGAUCCCCGACGGCCUUCCGCCGACGGAGAGCAAAGCCGUCGCCACGCAGGACAUCUUGUCUCUCUGCAAAAGCAUCCCAAAGUACUGCUUGGAACCUUUUCGGAAGCUUCUCGAGAAGCUCAGCAACAACAGCUCGAGUGGUGUUCCUCCGGUGAGUUGUAUCGUUUCCGAUGGCACUAUGGGGUUUGCGGCUGAGGUUGCGGAAGAACUUGGAGUACCUGUUGCGCAUUACUGGACCAUUGGUGCCUGCAGCUUCAUGGGAAUUCUACAUUAUCGGAAACUAGUUGAAAAAGGUCUCGUACCAUUGAAAGAUGAGAGCUAUUUGGCAAGCGGCUAUUUGGACACAACUUUAGACUAUAUUCCUGGCAUGAACAACAUUCGACUGAAGGAUCUUCCUACAUUUAUACGCACCACUGAUCGAAAUGAUUAUAUGUUAAAUUUUUGUAUAGAAAUUGCUGAGGCAUCUGCUAAAGCUUCUGCUAUUAUAUUUAACACUUUCCACACAUUUGAGCACAAAGUCUUGGAUGCUCUCUCGUCCAUGUUCCCAUGUCCAAUUUACAUUGUAGGCCCCAUCCAUCAACUUGUCGAGAAAACUCAACCAAAAAUUUUGUCUUCCAUCCAAUCUAAUUUGUGGAAAGAAGAGACUGAAUGCCUGGAAUGGCUGAAUUCAAAGCAAGCCAACUCAGUAAUCUAUGCCAAUUUUGGCAGCAUCACCGCCCUGACCCCUCAACAACUCAUUGAAUUCGCUUGGGGUUUGGCCAAUAGUGGGAAACCAUUUGUUUGGGUUAUAAGGCCAGACCUUGUUAAUGAAAACUCAGUGAUUUUACCAAUUGAGUUUGUGGAAGAGACAAGAGAGAGAAGUGUGAUUUGUAGUUGGUGCCCACAAACAGAGGUUCUGAACCACCCUGCAAUUGGAGGUUUCUUAUCGCAUUGUGGUUGGUACUCGACACUCGAAAGCUUAAGUGCCGGAGUUCCAAUCAUCUGUUGGCCUUUCUUUGCUGACCAACAAACUAAUUGUUGGUUUUUGUGUUCUGAUUUGGGGGUUGGAAUGGAAAUUGACUCAGAUGUGAAAAGAGAUGAAGUGGAAAAACUUGUGAGAGAGUUGAUUGAUGGAGAGAAAGGAAAGGAGAUGAGAAAAAAGGCCAUGGAGUGGAAGAGAACGGCGGAGGACUCAACUGAGCCUGGUGGUUCUUCUUUGGUGAAUUUUGAUAAGAUGAUCGCAGAGGUAUUGGUUCCAUUCUCAAAACCCUAACUUUUCUGCAGUUGGUUCGGCUAAUUCAAGUAUUAUUAUUUUGAAAUGACUACUGUACAAGUAUUGGGUGUCUAGAGUACUGUGUAUGUUUGGUUAUAAGAAUCAAUGAACUUUUGAUGAGCUACGUAAUUA